Juglans microcarpa x Juglans regia is the source of this 2899-nucleotide messenger RNA. RefSeq names its product E3 ubiquitin-protein ligase SINAT2. The coding region runs from base 1713 to 2636 and encodes 307 amino acids. Gene Ontology annotation, cellular component: cytoplasm. The transcript is spliced from 3 exons. Gene Ontology annotation, biological process: multicellular organism development; ubiquitin-dependent protein catabolic process. The record is from RefSeq and is a predicted model, not a curated record. Lineage: Eukaryota; Viridiplantae; Streptophyta; Magnoliopsida; Fagales; Juglandaceae. Gene Ontology annotation, molecular function: protein binding; zinc ion binding; ubiquitin protein ligase activity.
UUUUUUUUCGUUCUAAAGUCUUGUUUUUGUUUUUUGUUUUCUUGUUCAUGAUUCGAGUGAAACCCAUGAGUUUAUGGAUUUAAUUUGAUCGUUUUCGGAGACAUUUGGCUUGGAAAUCUCAAUUGAUUAUUUGAUUUUUUGUAUAUGUUGUGGGUUUGUUUUUUCUUUUGAUCGGAUGAUGAUUUUUCGAUCGUUUAAAUGGGUAUUCUUUUGGCUUUUCUUCUCGUGCCAGAUUUCACCGCAUUCUUGAUUUGGUUAAGUGGGAAAGAUAGUUUUUGGCAAGACCCAGUUUUGCGUUUGAUUGGAGUUGGUUGGAUGGAAUUUCGAGACAGGAUUUUGCGUUGUUUUAGUAUUCUUAUAACUAUUUUGAUUUAUUUUAUUAAUGACUUAAGUGGGAAAGUAAUGAUUGGCAAAUAAGUUUUGAACUACGUGGAAAAUUGUGUUUUGUUUUUAAUUGGAAUUUUUUCUGGUUUCAUAUCUUGACUGAUUCGGUGCUUGAUAUAAGAGGAAUUGCAUUUGCCAGAAUUUUGUUCGGCACUUAUGCCAUAUUUUCUUUUUUUUGCAAUUUUUGUUCUAUUGGUUUGUACAUAGAUUUUGAUUGCUUCACGGUUGAUCUAAAUGGAAAUGGCUGUUUUCUGAAAACCCACUUCGAGUUUGUUCUGUUUAUGUUGAAUGUGCUCAAGUUCGUUGGAGAUUUGUUUGACUGAGGUACGGUGGAGGAACUAUGCGAAACUUUUUGGUCUGGGUUAUAUAUUUGCGUUUAGCUUUGUUGUCUCCAUUUUGUAUAAUGUUUUUAAAGCUGAAUCACUCUUUAUUUGGUGUUUGAAAAUAAUUUGUGUUUAGCUUUGUUGUUUCCAUUUUGUACAAUAUUUUAGCCGAAACACUCUUCAUGGGGUAUUUUACGUUUGAAAACAAAUAUCGUGUGUUAAUUUUCUCUUCUUGUUCUUGUUAAGGCAAAUGCAAUUUCCUAUCAAUUCUAAUACUGGUGAACUGCAAAGUUAGAAAUUUUUAUUUAUCUGCAAAGCACUGCUUCUCAUUUCCUGACUACUUUCAUUGUUUUUCAUGGGAAGAGAUUUAUUAAAAUUGUUUUACUGGGGAAUUCAAAUGAAAGGAUGGGACCUACUGAUGUUGUCAAAGCAAAGCUGUAGUAUAGAACUUCUGAAUGCCAGUUACAAUCUUUAGUCAUUAGAAUAAACGGCUAGUUUUAUGAUUUGGGAAAUGUUGUUAAUAGACAAGUUUUAUGAUGUGGAAAUUGUAGUAAUAAACGAUUAGUUUUAUAAUUUGGGAAUUGUAGUAUAGAAACACCCAGAUAGCACAGAGGCCCGCUAGUUGUAUAGUAGGAACCUGGCAAACUAAAUUCUACAAUUUAUCAGUGUGAUUUUUCUCCACUUUCAAAAGCCAGAAGAGUACUCUUGAAAUGCAAGUUAAAUAGGACUAAUGUGCUGUAAGCAUACAUCUAUGGAUCUCUUGCAAGUUGGAAAUAUAUUUGUUCUCACUUAUCUGGUCCAAGAUCUGUACAUACUGGAAAUCAACAAUGGCUUGGAAAUAUAUGGUUUUAUUUAGUGUCUAUGAGAUUCUUUCGUAACUAAGAUCCUUUAUAUUCCUGACGGAGCAAUAUCACCAUAGGUGAUUGAAGGAGGCACAAUUAAGGAGGCAAUUACAGUUCUGGAUCUUAAUCAUUGAGCUACAAAUAUCAUAGAUAUCUAUCAGCCAUGGCUCCUGGUAGCAGCGCUUGCAAAGAAGUUGUUGAGUCUUAUUCUACAGUUUCAGAUUAUGAAAUAGCAACAGCAGAGCUGGAGACUAUUAGUAAACCUACAAGAGCUACCAAUGGUUCUGGUGGACAGCAGGGGAUUUAUUCAACUAAUGGUGUGCAUGAACUGCUUGAGUGCCCCGUCUGCACAUGUUUGAUGUACCCUCCGAUUUACCAGUGUCCAAAUGGCCAUACUCUGUGUUCAAACUGCAAGAUAAGAGUGCACAAUUGUUGCCCAACUUGCCGCUACGAUCUUGGGAAUAUAAGGUGUUUGGCUCUGGAGAAGGUUGCUGAAUCGUUGGAGCUCCCAUGCACAUACCAGACUUUAGGUUGCACUGAUAUUUUCCCAUACUACAGCAAGCUUAAGCAUGAGCAACAUUGUCGAUUCCGUCCAUUCAGUUGCCCUUAUGCUGGAUCUGAGUGCUCUGUCACGGGUGACAUCCCAACUCUUGUUGCACAUCUCAAGGAUGAUCACAAGGUUGACAUGCAUGAUGGGUGUACCUUCAACCAUCGAUAUGUUAAAUCAAACCCACAUGAAGUUGAAAAUGCCACAUGGAUGUUGACUGUGUUCAACUGUUUUGGAAGACAAUUCUGUUUGCAUUUUGAGGCUUUCCAGCUUGGCAUGGCACCAGUAUACAUGGCCUUCUUGCGAUUCAUGGGCGAUGACAAUGAGGCAAAGAAAUUCAGCUAUAGUUUGGAAGUUGGUGCAAAUGGUCGUAAGCUCAUAUGGCAAGGAAUACCAAGAAGCAUUCGCGACAGCCAUAAGAAAGUUCGUGACAGUCAGGACGGACUCAUUAUUCAGAGGAAUAUGGCUCUAUACUUUUCUGGUGGGGAUAGGCAAGAGCUGAAGUUGAGGGUUACUGGCCGUAUAUGGAAAGAAGAAUAACAGCUAGAAAGAUUAUGAAUGUUUAGGUGAGUGUACAGUAAGACAUUGGGGUUGCUUCAUGUGGCAACUGGUGAAGCUUUAAUUAUUCUGAUUAGGUUUCCCUUUGUGUUUACAUGAUGUCUCUGUGAUUGGGGUGAAGGCUUGCUGCAUUUGUUAGAUUGCCUGCAGUCCACAUACUCCGGUUGCAAAGUAGUGUAAAAGAUCAAAGCAUACCAAAAGAUUCAUUUGGUAUUAUGAAUGUGUUUUAUAUUUUAUUGAUCUUC